UUAUCGCCUGUUUUCAUUCAAAUUCAAACCUAACCUUGCUCUCUCCUACCUGCUAAAAUCCUCUCUCUCACACACGCAUUUUUCUCAUCUGACAUAAAAGCAAUAGAACCAUGCUUAAGCUCCAAUCUCCACUCACCGGAGACGAGAACCUCCGGCCAAAAUCUUGUCGGAAACCACUCCAGCCAAAGAACUCACCAGGAACUCCAAUGACCCAGGUUCAAAUUUUGAAACCAAAGCAAGAGUGGAUUGAGUUCUCAGUGGUUAAAGAUUCCAACAAGGAGAACCAUCCGAUCUACACCACAACCCCAACAAAAUCCAUCAUUGAGCCAUUGGAUUCUUCACUAGCAGAAGAAUUGAGUGCUAUCAAGAAGAAGCUAGAGAGGCUGAGACUAGACAGAGAGAGAACUGAGAAGAUGCUCAAAGAAAGGGAGAUGGUGAUGGAUUUGCAAAUGAAGGAGCUUGAACAGAGAGGAGAAGUUCAAAGGAGGUUGGAGAUUCAAGUUGAUAUACUUUAUAGAUUGAACGAACUCCAAUCCUACUCUAUGCAGAUAAUUUCUCCGAUUCGAACACUAAGAGAGAAGGAGCAUGAAAAGAAGACAAGUAGAGUGCAACCAGAGGAAACGAGAGCCGAGGAUUCGGAGGAAUCAGUGGGAGAAGAUGUAAUGCAGAGUCCAAGUUCAAGUUGGGGUUCAGAAAAUUCGAUUUCAUCCCAACUUGUUGCUGUGAAGUGAGGAAUUUCCUCUGCUGCAAAUGUGUUUUGAUUUGUGAUUUGGGUUUUAUGGAUCAUCAACUUGUUCUUUCACUUCUACACUGCUUCAUUGUAGAAUCUGAAAGAUGGUUUUUGAAGAGCGAAAAAUAGAUUGAAUCUGAUUUCUGAAAUGAUGAUUAGCUGCUGUAUCUUGACUUUUACUACAACUUUCCAAAA
This is a messenger RNA of Populus nigra (black poplar), 925 nucleotides long. Its product is annotated as high mobility group B protein 6-like. The record is from RefSeq and is a predicted model, not a curated record. Lineage: Eukaryota; Viridiplantae; Streptophyta; Magnoliopsida; Malpighiales; Salicaceae. Bases 111 to 731 code for a protein of 206 amino acids. The transcript has 2 exons.